Mandrillus leucophaeus (drill) is the source of this 1873-nucleotide messenger RNA. RefSeq names its product transmembrane protein 217-like. The coding region runs from base 630 to 1280 and encodes 216 amino acids. Lineage: Eukaryota; Metazoa; Chordata; Mammalia; Primates; Cercopithecidae. The transcript is spliced from 3 exons. The record is from RefSeq and is a predicted model, not a curated record.
GCCGUCCCCAAAGCUCGCUGUUCGCUCCUCUGCCUGACAGCUGCCCUGCCGCCACCAGGCAGCCCCAGCUUCCCCAAACCAGUCUUCCGGCCUCGGUGGCGCCCCAGGGCCGCGGGAUUUAGGGAUUAGGAUCUGGAAGGGUUUGGUCCAAUCCCCUCUCCCUCUCAGCGUCCUGGGCUCACCUCCCCGGCAGCUUAGCGCUUCUCUUCCAAAACUGCUUGCUGUUCUCAGCGGCCAUUGCUCUGGCAGGGGGAAGGCCUUGUAGGCGGGCCAAGGGGUUGCCUGGCGAGAUGCCCCCAGACCCCGCAAUCUGAGGGCCAACCCAGGCCGCUUCCCCGCCGCCGGUCACCCGCUCCCAGCUCCUGGGGACGCCAUCUUGGAUGUGGGCACCCCUCCACCCAGCACCGCUGCCAUUGGUGGGCUUCGCAAGCCGUGGACGGGCCGACCAAUCGGGAGCCGGAAUCCUGCAGGCCGCUGAAGCCAACGGGUAACGUCAGAGUCUGGGCACACAGGUGGACGGGGAAGGCGGAGCUUGGACGAACAGAGAGGCGGGGCUCAAAGUUCCUAACCCGCAAGAGGGAAGAAGCAGGUGAAGAGGUCUCGGCGUGAAACAGCAGCAGUGGUGUGGGAUGACUGCCAAAAUGGGCACCGUGUUGGCAGGGGUCUUCACCAUCAUGGCCGUACACAUGUAUCUCAUCUUUGAACAUAAUCACCUAGGGCAUGGCAAUUGCAGUGAGAUCGCACUAAAGUACGAGAGUGCAAGUGGCAUCAUAAAUGACUUCAUCAUCUGCUGGAGUUUUAAAAUCGUCCUCUUCCUCUCUUUCAUCACCAUCGUCAUCAGCUGCUUCCUCCUGUACUCAGUGUAUGCCCAGAUCUUCAGGGGCCUGGUCAUCUACAUUGCCUGGAUUUUUUUCUAUGAAACCGUAAACGUCGUAAUACAAAUCCUCACCAAUGACGACUUCAGCGUUACAGAGGUCAGAAUCAUGCGCUGGUUUGGCUUGGUGUCUCGUAUCAUCAUGCACUGUUUCUGGAUGUUCUUUGUCAUCACCUAUGCCCACAUAACCUACAAAAACCAGAGCCAGUGCAAUAUAAUUUCCUACAAGAGACGAAUUUCUACAGCGGAGGCUCUCCACAGCAGAAAUAAAAGAUUAUCAGUUUUGGAUGGGCUCAGUGGCUCAUACCUGGAAUCCCAGCGCUUUGGAAGGCAGAGGAGAACAUGGAGAGAAAAUGUGAUUAUAAUCACAACUGGAACAUCCUGCUCAUUGAGGGUAUUUACUUAAAGGAUAUUGUGAUUUAUCAAACCUUCUGUGAACUCCACCUUUCUACUACCUGAUGGGUCAAAAUGAACGGAGUAAGAUGAAGCUGAAUUGCAGUAUGGCAAUCCUUUUUUCUUGGCAUCUUCAUUAGCCUUCAACCCACAGCUCUUUAACCCUGGGAUAAGCAAAUCUGUAUUUAUACCUCAGAUUUUUGUAGCACAAAGGAUGCUGUUGGUCCUGGGGUUUGUGCUAUGAUUUCCCCACUAUUCUUCUGUUUUUUUCCAGAUAAGAAAAAUAAUAAAAAUAGAGAAAAUUCGUCUGUCUUGAAUUUCCCCACCCUUCCCAAAUUUGUCAAGCAGUGUGAAAGGCACUUCCUUAAUCAAAAGAUAUAUGUUAAACAUAUUUCUGUAUCUGUCUCUGUGCUGUACUCUGUAGUGUGAACACUGUACUGAACAUUGUGUAUACACCAUAUACAAAAAUGUAUAAGAUAUGAAUGACUAUGAGAAUUUUGUAGUUUAGUGGAAGAAAGUAAAUUAUUGUUUAUGAAUCAAUUAGCCAAUCAUAUAAGACAGUAUAUGAUUACAUACUAUCACAAAUAAACAGAUAUCACUUUGCAU